Molecule: messenger RNA, 3508 nt
Organism: Helicoverpa armigera (cotton bollworm)
Lineage: Eukaryota; Metazoa; Arthropoda; Insecta; Lepidoptera; Noctuidae
Gene: jub
Product: LIM domain-containing protein jub
Exons: 6
Coding region: 370-2514 (714 amino acids)
Biological process (GO): response to hypoxia; positive regulation of miRNA-mediated gene silencing; regulation of DNA-templated transcription
Cellular component (GO): P-body; adherens junction; nucleus
Molecular function (GO): transcription corepressor activity
Source: RefSeq, a predicted model, not a curated record
UAAUAACAGUGUGUACAGUAAUAACAAUAUAAGUUUCUUUUUAUAUAAACAUAUUUUCAAUCAUCUAGCUGGUUAUUUAAAUGGCGCAAUUUGGCAUUACAGCAUCGUUAAUUAAUAUUAUUUCUUAUUUAAUAUUUAUGUCGACUGACUGGCUGAAUUGUAUCGGUUUAUCGAUAUAACUCAGGAUAAAAUAUUGUAGGCCACCUGUAUGUUUAGAAUAUCGAUCGUAGCAGUUGAUCAUCCCUAGUGGAUGUUUUGUUUGAGAGUUCAAUUUGACGAUUUUUGAGUGAGAUGAUUCAUUCGGACUUGGAUUUAAGUGCUUUUAUCUAAAGUUUAAUUUAAUUUUAGUUGUUGCAUUUAUUUCUCAAAAUGGAUUCAUCACGUCGAAAUAAUACAGAUGAUCAAAGGUGUAUAAUCGGUUUACAAGAUUUAAAAAUAUCCAAUAAAGUUGAAGAUGUUACUGAGCAAGCGCACGGCGCCGUAACAUCGAACACAAGUUCUCUCGCCAAAACUCGGCCUGUAGGCGCAAUAGAGAGCUUUGUACUGGACAAUAGCCAAAACAAUCGUCAAGAUUACAGUUUUUAUGAACGAUCCAAUGUUAUUGCUGCUUCAAAGUUUGCUACGCCUAAACGAGUUGAGACUAUUGCGUCGAUCAAUAAACGCGAUAUAAACACCGCAGCUUUGCCAUCCAGUCCUACACGAUCCAUCGAUUCUUUAUCGCAAAGGUCACUAAGUUAUCAAACAGACGACCUAUACGAAAUUCCAGCCAUUCCAAAUGCUCAAUAUCCACCACCAGUUUAUGAAAACAUAGAUUAUUACGGAGAGCAACGAUCGCCGCAGCCGCCCUACUACCAUCAGCUGUAUCAGCAGGCGCCGCCGCCCCCCGUGUCCGACGGCUACUACGAUACUCGCUACAGUAAAGCUCAACCCCAAGUGCCAGUUAAUUCGAAGACUAAAGUUAAUCCACUAGUUUAUGAAAACAUGUUGUGUUCCGAUAAUGAUAAGAAAAGUGAAUUUAAACCUCAACAAAACCACGAUCAGCGUUUUAUACAGCAGGGGUCAGUUCCUGGGCCACAAGUGCCUAAUACAGGUGUCAGCAGGAACAUGGCACAGAUGUUAACAUGUGACAAAGUAAAAAUAGACAAAGCUCCUCCUCCUCCUCCAUACAACCCCUCACAUGAAAACCCAGGCAGUGAUUACACAGUGAUGAAGUCUGCUCCACCCAAGUACACUGAUGUGAGUGCCCUGCUCAAGAAUGACAACACUAUUAGUUUUGAUGAUAAAAUUGUGACUAUACCAUCUACAGCAAUAUAUGCAUCUAUAGCCCCAAGUGCCCAAAGGCCCAAAGCCAACAUUGCCACUGAAGUGCAAACAGCAACAGCAAGUCCUAAAUUCUUUCAUCCUAAACCAAACAUUGGGAAUAGCAUUGCGAAAGAAAAACCAUUAAUUAAUGGUGGGUUUAAUUCAAAGCCUGCAGUUGGUAGCAGGAUGCAGAUAGUAGAAGAUACUAAUGGUUCAGACUAUGUGUGCAUGACGGGUGGAUCUCCUGCCGCAGCAGUGGCAGCAGCUAACAGAGACAAUGUGUCUAUUGCCUCUGAAUCUAUUGCCUCUAGGAAUUUAGUAUCAGGAUUGACUUCAUUGUGUUCUCCUGCUCAGUCCCCAGCACCUAGUCCUACUCCAAGCUCUGUGUCUCAAGUGUCCGGAGGAUCUCGGGGCUCUGGUGGGCGAGGUAAAAGCUUAUUGCCAUACAGCAUCACACCUCCACGUCCACCAGGUCCCAGUGAGGCUCAACGUAAAAUAGAAGAACUUACUAGACAACUUGAAGAGGAAAUGGAAAGGCAGGAUGAAGAGGGGGAAUAUUUUGGCAUUUGCCACACAUGUGGUGCCGGGGUCACUGGGGCGGGUCAAGCCUGCCAGGCCAUGGGCAACCUCUACCACACCAACUGUUUCAUUUGCUGCUCUUGUGGCCGUGCUCUACGGGGCAAAGCUUUCUACAAUGUUCAUGGCAAGGUGUACUGUGAGGAAGACUACUUGUACUCUGGAUUCCAACAAACUGCUGAAAAGUGUGCAAUAUGUGGCCACUUAAUCAUGGAAAUGAUUCUGCAAGCAAUGGGAAAGUCAUACCACCCAGGUUGUUUCCGCUGUUGUGUAUGCAAUGAGUGCCUGGAUGGGGUGCCGUUCACUGUGGACGUUGACAACAAGAUUUACUGUGUCAAUGACUAUCAUCGCAUGUUUGCUCCAAAAUGUGCCAGUUGUGGAAAAGGCAUAACACCAGUUGAAGGCACAGAUGAAACAGUGAGGGUCGUGUCAAUGGACCGUGACUUCCAUGUAGACUGCUAUAUGUGUUGCGUUUGUGGAAUGCAACUGACUGACGAACCUGACAAACGCUGCUACCCUCUAGCUGGUAAACUAAUGUGUCGCGCUUGUCACUUGGCUACAAUCGGAGCAGCGUCGGGACCAGGGCUCUCGCCAGCGCCUCAUCUCUCCCCCGCUUCCUACCAGUAUAUGGGCUGAACAUCAAUGUUUUGUCUUUGUCUAGAGUUAAACAAUUUUUUUACGUCAGUGUAAUCAUCAGACAGGCUAAUAUUUCUACUGUUUUCUAGUAUCUGCUCAAAAACAAUUUUGUAUAGCUAAUAUUGCAUCAUUUAGUAUUAAAUGUAAUUAGCUUUAACAUACAUAACAUUAAGUUAUGAUAAACUCAAGUAAUCCAAUUGAAACUGUUGUUACUAUCAAUAUGAUUCAAGUUCAAUGUGAUUAAAUGUCAUAAACAUUGGAACAGAAAUGGAGAUGAAAAUUGAAUAAUGAUAUAAUAAGUAGUUAUUUGUUAUAAGUAAGCAAAAUGUAUGGUUACAUUUUAAGAGCAAACUAUGUUAUAGCAACAAAUAAUAAUUAGGAAAUUAAUGAAUGUGAUUUUUAUUAGCCAAGAACAGGUUUGCCUAUUCUAUUUGUGAUAUUCAAUAUCUUUAUUUGUAAAAUGAUACUGUUUCAAUAAUUAUGAGAUACCUGUCAACGGAAUUGAUUUUGUAAGACAUGAUACUUUUACGAAGGAAUUGGUUCUAAUUAGGUAAUUAAGUUUAAAAGGAAUUUUUUUAUCUAUGUUAUCAUACAUGGUUAUGGUACAAGGAAUAGAUUUAAAACCCCCAAGUAUUAUGGCUGCUAGUUAAUUUGCCAUUGAUGUGAAAUGCAUUUAUUAAUUUUACACACUGGACAGGACAGCACUCCUGGUUGGUGUGUAUUAUAUAUUAUACAAAAUCCCCAAUAUUGACAAGUAUAAUUUGGUCACAAUUUUAGAAAUAUUUUAUGAUGGAAGGCUUAAUUGAACAUUCCAGUAAUGUGCUGUCUUGUUUUGUACUUAAUAUAACUAGGAUAGGCUGUUUUUAUAUGUAAAUUUUGAUGAAAAAUUAUGUGAUUAUUAUGUAACUAGCUAUUUUACAUUUAAUAAACAUGACUAUGUGUUAUGUAGUUCUUUUUAUAUUUAAAUAUGAAAUAAAUAUUACAAAAUUUUAAA